Messenger RNA from Lolium rigidum, 1111 nucleotides. Its product is annotated as PHD finger protein ALFIN-LIKE 8-like. Gene Ontology annotation, cellular component: nucleus. Gene Ontology annotation, biological process: regulation of DNA-templated transcription. Gene Ontology annotation, molecular function: transcription cis-regulatory region binding; transcription coregulator activity; histone binding. Bases 65 to 826 code for a protein of 253 amino acids. Lineage: Eukaryota; Viridiplantae; Streptophyta; Magnoliopsida; Poales; Poaceae. The transcript is spliced from 5 exons. The record is from RefSeq and is a predicted model, not a curated record.
UCGCCUCCGCCACCAAAACCCUAACCCUAGCCCCCCGGUGCUACGUCCACACGCGCACCGCGGAAUGGAAGGGGGAGGCGCGCACCGCACGCCGGAGGACGUGUUCCGGGACUUCCGCGCGCGGCGGGCCGGCAUGAUCAAGGCGCUCACCACCGAUGUGGAGAAGUUCUACCAGCAGUGCGACCCAGAGAAAGAGAAUCUUUGUCUGUAUGGUCUUCCCAAUGAAACGUGGGAAGUUAACUUGCCAGCGGAGGAGGUUCCCCCGGAACUUCCAGAGCCAGCACUGGGAAUCAAUUUUGCACGGGACGGGAUGGAUGAGAAAGAUUGGUUGUCACUUGUUGCGGUGCAUAGUGAUGCCUGGCUGCUAGCAGUAGCCUUCUACUUUGGAGCAAGAUUCGGGUUUGAUAAAGAAUCCAGGAAGCGGCUUUUUAGUAUGAUAAACAACCUCCCCACUAUAUAUGAGGUUGUCACAGGAACUGCAAAGAAGCAGGUCAAAGAAAAAACCCCGAAAAGCAGCAGCAAGAUAAACAAAUCUGGCACAAAGCCAUCACGCCUGCCAGAACUAAACUCGAGGGGUCCGAAGAUGCCACCUCCGAAGGAUGAGGAUGACAGUGGAGGUGAGGAAGAAGAGGGAGAAGAACAUGAAAAUGCACUAUGUGGUGCGUGUAAUGACAACUAUGGACAGGAUGAAUUCUGGAUCUGUUGUGAUGCUUGUGAGACAUGGUACCAUGGUAAGUGUGUGAAGAUUACACCUGCCAAAGCUGAGCACAUCAAGCAGUACAAAUGCCCGAAUUGCAGCAGCAGUAGCAAGAGAGCCAGAGCAUAGAUGCCUGAAGAACCAAGAAUUUGACCUACUGUAAAGACCCACAUGGGAUGGGAUGCCCAAUGGGUGUGCAUUCGGUUGCUUUGAGAUUAGGACCAGCUUUAGAGGUCUUUAUGUGUUAUGUGGUGUAUGUCUGACAUUCUAGAUUUUCCAUUAGUAUUAGCAACUAAUUGUAACAGCUUGUAUUUGUUCGAGCCUUCUCGGUGCACAUGUUUGAGACUUAUUGUUUUUAGCUUGUGUAUCAUGUACUUGUAGUUCCUUGGAAAAAAAAGCCUGUUGUUGUGUUAU